Gastrolobium bilobum is the source of this 1224-nucleotide messenger RNA. RefSeq lists its product as uncharacterized. The record is from RefSeq and is a predicted model, not a curated record. Gene Ontology annotation, biological process: cytoplasmic translation. Gene Ontology annotation, molecular function: protein binding. Lineage: Eukaryota; Viridiplantae; Streptophyta; Magnoliopsida; Fabales; Fabaceae. The coding region runs from base 164 to 919 and encodes 251 amino acids. The transcript has 11 exons.
AAGAAGAAGAAGCAAACCCUGUGUUUCAGUGGUUAGGUUUUCUUUGAGCUAAGCACACGACACAAGCAGAGCUACUUCACUUCACUUCACAUUCUAUGGUUUUGGUUUCAAAUUGACACGCAUCUGCGAAGAAGGAGAUAAACAAUCCAACUAAUUUGCAACCAUGACGGACUACAUACAAGAACAAGAUAUGGAGAUUGAAGCAUUAGAAGCUAUACUCAUGGAUGAGUUCAAAGAAAUACACUCUGGUGAAAGUGGCCUAAGUACUUCCAACCGGUGUUUCCAAAUAAAGGUCACUGCACAGGAUGAUGAGCCAGAUGGGUCAAUUACUAAUCCAGCUCAACUGGCUUUGAUCUUCUCACACACAGAAAGAUAUCCCGAUGAACCUCCACUUUUGAAUGUGAAAAGUUUGCAAGGACUUGCUACUGAAGAUUUAAGGACUUUGAAAGAAAAACUUCAACAAGAGGCAUCUGAAAAUCUUGGUAUGGCUAUGAUCUACACACUUGUUACCUCAGCUAAAGAGUGGUUGGCUGACCGGUUUGAAGACUCUGGCGGGAGUACUGAAGCAGAUGAGGCAGCCAAAGAGGAUAUAGUGGUACCCCACGGGGAACCAGUUACUGUUGACACAUUUUUGGCAUGGAGAGAAAGGUUUGAAGCUGAACUGGCACUGGAACGAGCCAAGCUAAUGCCAGAGUCUGCGCUUUCAGCUCCCAAGGAAAAGAAGCUCAGUGGUAGACAGUGGUUUGAAAGUGGAAAAGCGAAAGGUGCAGCUACUGUCCCUGAGGAAUUAGAUGAGGAGGAUGAGGAUGAUAUUGACUUUGAUGAUGAUGACUUGGAAGUUGAUGAAGAGGAUAUGCUUGAGCAUUAUCUGGCUGAAAAAUCUGAUUCAUCUACACACUCUUCCAGGAGGGCUAGUUAAAUUGCAUAUGCAGCAUUAUCGGGCAGUGUUUUACAGUUUGCCUUGCUGAUUUUGCGGAGGUUCUGCCAUCCUUCUAGGACACCGGAGGAUUUGGUUUUUUGAUAUUAUCUAGGGAAAAUGAGUAUUGAGCAGAAGUGUUUCAUAUGUGACAUUGUCUUUCACUUAAAGCGCCGUUUGAUGUGAGAGAGAUAUUUUUUGUCUGUAGUCGACAGCCAUGUGUUGUAUGAAAGCAACAACUUAUGGACAAACAACUAUUCAACUCAAUAUAAAGCACAAGAAAUAAGAUGCAUUUGUUUUAUUGUGAA